Porites evermanni is the source of this 1504-nucleotide messenger RNA. The record is from the annotation of a GenBank genome assembly. Lineage: Eukaryota; Metazoa; Cnidaria; Anthozoa; Scleractinia; Poritidae.
AUGGACGAGUAUCAAUUCAGAGCCCUAAAACACAGAUCAAAGGAAAUCAGAGAACUAGAUCCAAGCAAAGACACAUUGAAGACUCUCCAGUCUGAUCUGGUAGUUAAAGGUGAAUUUCAUACAACGAUUCGAAACAAGAAUCGAGGAGCAAAAAGCAAGUUCUUAGUGAUCGAGAGAAAAAUGGAUUCUCCUCCACUCCCAAACAAGAACACACUAACUGAACUGGGAAUGAUCAAGAUUGAUCCCGACGGAACACUUAAAGAAACCAAUGAGCUUAGAAUUAAGUCAGUGAAGCCACCAGAUGACAUUAACGCGUUACUCAGUGAAUACAAUGAUACAUUUCAAGGGAUAGGAUGCUUCCGAGACAAGAGAACAGGCGAAGAGGUAGAAGUCAAGCUAGAGAUGGAUCCAAAGCCAUUCCAGUAACCCAGAGACCACGCCCAGUCCUAUAUCAUCUGCAAAAACCUCUCAAAGAAUGGCUUAAGCAGGGAGUAAAAGAAAACAUAUUUAAGAAAGUCCCGGACGGAGAAACGAUCACAUGGUGCUGACCCCUAGUUUUGCAGCCUAAACCUACAUAUUAAGAAUGAAGAAUUAGAAUCUCAGAUGAUCAGUGACAUGCGAAUACCUAAUGAAGCAAUGAAACGAAGUAGAUGUGUUCAGUCACCAAUAGUUGAAGAUUUUAUCUACCGCCUGCAUGACUAAAAGAUCUUCAGGAAAUUGGACUUGAGACAAGGCUAUCACUAACUGACACAAGACCCUGCCACAAGACAGGUAGCAACAUUCAGUACACCUUGGGGGAAUCACAGACCAAAGAGACUAGUAUCUGGAGCUAAAUCUUCACAAGAUGUUUUCGAUGAAGCAAUGUUCAGAGCCUUCGGAGACAUACCCCACUGCCUGAACCGAAGAGAUGACAUACUCCUCGGAAGAAGAGAUGAAGCAAAACACAAAGAGGCACUGAAGACCGUCCUCCAGCAAGCAAGAGAUCUUGGAGUAACAUUUAACAAAGAGAAAUGGCAGUUCGGGGAAACAAAUGCACUCUAUUUGAGUGUCAAUGUAUUUAGCACGAAAGUACUCGUUGAGGACCGCCAUUUUACGUGCUCAUCCGAGCCACGCGAGAGUCUCGUCAUUUGCAGAGCAAAGAGAGUACCGUCAUUUCUCAGUUAUUUUAAGACCUUGAGUAUUGGUCCGGUCUCGGGAAUCGAGCCCGCGACCUCCCGCUCUGCAGUCAAGCGCACCUACCCUGCCGCAGGAGAGAACAGAUUGACUUUUUUGGACAUGUCUUCACCAAGGACAGACUGAAACCGUCACCAGACAAAGUAAAAGCAAUCAAGAAAUGCAGCCCUCCAGAAAGCAAAGAAGCCGUCCGGAGUUUUCUGGGAAUGGCAGGCUACUUGGACAACUACAUCAGCAACUAUGCGGCCAUAGCAGCACCACUUUAUCAGAUGACCCGGAAAGACACAAAAUCAAAUGGGAGAAAGAAGAAGAAAAAUCAUUCAGGAACUGA